Molecule: messenger RNA, 1427 nt
Organism: Hyaloscypha bicolor E
Lineage: Eukaryota; Fungi; Ascomycota; Leotiomycetes; Helotiales; Hyaloscyphaceae
Exons: 2
Coding region: 144-1427 (427 amino acids)
Biological process (GO): mRNA splicing, via spliceosome
Cellular component (GO): U2-type spliceosomal complex
Source: RefSeq, a predicted model, not a curated record
ACAACCUCCCCCAACCAGAUUCAGGACUGCUGCCGACGACACCACGACUUGGAUUCCUUCACGGAUACUGACACUUGGUACCUUACUUCCUGGUCUCUCCUUGACACUCAAGCAACCCGUAUUUUAUCGUCAAAGCGGUCAAGAUGGGUGGCGAUCUCAACCUGAAGAAGUCAUGGCAUCCCGUGCUCAUGAGCAAUCAGAGGCGGGUGUGGGAGGAAGAAAAGAAAGCUCUUGAUGAACGCAAGCGCACCGAACAGCGGAUCAAAGAGUUGAAGGAGGAGCGUGCAAAGGAGGAAAUCCAAGCCAAGCUCGAGGCAGCAGGCAGCCGAAAGCGAGUCGAUCGUGUGGACUGGAUGUACCAGGGACCUUCGAGCGGACAGGCGGGAACAACAGAGGAGAUGGAAGGAUAUCUUUUGGGGAAGCGAAGAAUCGAUGGCUUGAUCAAGGGCACGGAGAACAAGAAGUUGGAGAAGCAAGCUUCUGAGGAUAGCUUCAUGGCAUUGCAACAUGCGAAUACACUACGGGAUACAGCUGCCAAGGUUCGAGAAGACCCGAUGUUGGCGAUCAAGAAGCAGGAGCAGGCAGCAUACGAGGCUAUGAUGAACGACCCUAUCAAGCGGAGGCAGUUACUUGCAUUGGCCGGGAAGGGAGAAGAAAAGAAGGAGAAGAAAGAGAAGAAGCACCGGAGACAUCACCACAGACACCGCGACGACUCGGAUGACGAACGAAGACAUAAGAGGCGGCGGAGAGAGGAUGACGAUGGCCACAGGAGCAGCAGAACUGAGCAUCGACGACGUCGGUCAGACUCAUAUUCGAGAUCUCCAUCACCAGUCAGGAGAAGAGACAGAUCUCGCUUUGACAGACCGCCGAGACGGAGGUCAGCUUCGCCAGAAGAGCGGGGUAGAAGCAGGCCAAACAGAGAACGUGAUUAUGUCCGAACACGGAGAAGAAACUCCUCAUCUAUCGAUUCUAGAUCCUCAACACCAGAGCCACGACGGAGAUCGCCUGAUCGACGUGCUUCCUACCCUGCGGGUCGAGGUGGUUACGACAACAGAAACAAUGGCGCGAAUGGAUGGAGCUAUGAUAAUCGACGUAAUGGAGGUGGCUACGAGAGAAGAGAUGAUAGACGGCCGCAAGGACGUCCUUCGAAAGAGUCUGGUGAGGGUAAGGAGGCAGAGCGUCAACGAAAGUUGGCAGAAAUGCAACAAGAGGCCUCAAGACUGGAUAUUGACCGAGAGAAGCGUUUAGCAGCAUUGGAGGAGCAAGAGAGAGCCGAUCGUGAGGCUGAGAACAGAGCACGCGCGAAAUCGUCGAAAUACACUGACAAGGGUGCGUUCAUCAGUGGGGUACGCCAGAAGGCUGACGAUAAGGGAUUGGCUGAUCGCAUUGGCCGUGGUAGGCAAGGCUUUCAGAGGGCUGAAGAAUAA